This is a messenger RNA of Moneuplotes crassus, 1903 nucleotides long. Lineage: Eukaryota; Ciliophora; Spirotrichea; Euplotida; Euplotidae. The record is from the annotation of a GenBank genome assembly.
AUGAACUCACAAAUUGCUGAUAAAAAUAAUGAUCUAAUCCAGUCUACUAAAGCUAUUGGACUUGAAAACUUGGGGGUGUAUCCAGACACUAUUUGUAGAAGUGCAAAGCCAAGGCCAAAGAGGUUAAGCCUUGAUCUCCAGAUGACCAAGAAGUGGAAAAGCAGGUCUUGACAAGUGAAGUUUAAAUUGGAUGAGCACUAUGAUGUUAUUAAGACAUUGGGAUCGGGCACUUAUGCUUCAGUCAAGCUUGCCACUUGUCUGAAUGAUAAUAAACAAGUCGCUGUUAAGAUUUCAAGAAGAAUUAACUCUUGUGAAAAACUAGCCAGCGAGUAUAAAAUCCUCUCAGAACUCGACCACGACUGUAUCAUCAAGCCACUCAAAUUCAUCACAAACGAGAUGAAGCAAGAAGCUUACUUGGUUUUGGAGUAUUUUGAAGGCACCGACCUUAAAGAAUUCGUUCAACAGAAUGGUCCACUUUCAGUUGAAGACACUCUCAAAGUGGUACAUCAGCUGUCAUCAUGAGUUGCCUACUUACACAGUAAGGGUGUCGCUCACAGAGAUAUUAAGCCAGAAAAUGUUUUAAUCGAUGCCGAUCUGAAUAUCAAGCUGAUCGAUUUCAAUAUCUCCAAAAAGAUGAAGUCUGGCAGCAUUGAAGAUGGGUGAAAAUUCAGUUCGGUAUUUUACACCCAGAUAUCAUCUCCACUGUAUGCAGCUCCAGAGAUCAAGGAGAAUUUGUUGUAUACAGAGAGUGUCGAUAUCUGGGGGAUCGGCAUCAUCAUGUUCACAUGCAUUUAUGGAUGCUCAAAGUCAAAGUGAAAUUACAGCAAGGCUUUUGACCAAAACCGAAUGAAAGAAACCGUCGAAUUUGAUUCACUACUACAUGACCAGGUCAAAGACUUGCUCUCCAAAAUGUUGUGAGAGGAUCCUCAGCUUAGAUUAACAGCUGAUGAGAUCCUCUCCAACGAUUCCUUAAUAACACCUUUAUCAUAAAAAGAUUUCUAUAAUAAAACCAUUGACAGGGAAUUUAAAUUUUUUACUUUUAAUGAAGUUUCUUGGCUAAAGUUUCCGUUAAAUUUUAUUUCAAAUUUCAAAAACAAUUUAUGUUUACUUUAACUUCACAGGAGCUAUUUUUAUUCAUCCUCAUGAUUUCCUAUAUAAACGAUUGUAUCAAGCCAAAUGUGUAGGGUUUUGGUAGAUAAAUUAAUAUUUUCGAGAAUUUUUAUUGAAACUGUCAAAAAUUCAUAGACGAUUUGGUGCAGUAAACUCAUUUGCUGAGUAUAAAUCAUCAAUAUUAAAAUUGUAAGUCCAUCAAAGUUUAUCUAAGAAGCCAAGGUCAUUAAUCCUCCACCAAGAAAUCUGAAACAAGGAUACUGAUUUUACAUGACAGUAUUAUCUAUAAACCAGCUAGAUUAUUUUAUCGAGAAAGUUGCUAAAAUAAAGCAUUAACUUGAUAUAAAUUGGUGUAGUAAAAACCCUCUUGUCCUGCUACAUGUCCAACACCAUAAUACCCUGAAUCUUAUUGGAGUGUAUAAUUCUUAUAACUAAUCACAGCCGGUAUGGGCUGAUUCUGUGCAGGAUUGCUAACCACUUUAAUUCACCAGUUUGCUUGAUAAUAUGUUGACGAUUAUUAUUAGCAUAUAAGUCUAUCAAACUCAUUAGUUUUAAAUUAUUGACUAUUUAAUCUCAUGGACUCUCGAAUUUAUCUGAAUAUCUCCUCCAAAAGUUCAAUGAUGACUCUCUAAUAUUUCUUUAUUCACGGGGCUUCAUUUUCCAAAUUUUGAUGAAACACAUUUUAUAAAAUCUGAGAUUCUCCUAAUUUCCUAAAAAUUCUAAAAUAAUCUCUGCAUGCACAAAGCCCUUACCACAACCAUCCGCCACCUCCUAACUUCCUUCUAUACCUACC